ACUUCCGUGUUUUGAACAAAACAACUUCGAGGUUGUUUGUGUGAAUUUUGUGAAGAAAAACAACGGGAUGGGUCAUUUGGUGUGUAGUACAGGUACCAGGUCGAUGAGCUGGUAAACUUAACGAUAAAGUUAGAAGAUUUCAGACGAAAAUGUAUGUAACGUAACCAGCCGACAUGACGUACAUUGAGUUAAACCCAGAAGUGUUCUAGAAGACGUGAACCAUGCCUCCGAGUUCGGGUGAACUAUGGGGUCACCACCUUAUGCCCCAGCAAGUCUUGGUGGAUUGUCUGCUGCCAAAUGGCAUCCUUGUACAGCUUUACGUGAAUCGUGAUGCCACACUCGAGUCUAUCAAAGCCAAUGUGUGGAUCGAGGCUAAGAAAUUUCCUCUGUAUCAUUUACUGUUGGAUGCAGCAUCCUAUAUUUUUGUCAGCAUCACACAGGAUGCAGAAAAGGAGGAAUUUUAUGAUGAGACGCGUCGUCUCUGUGACUUAAGACUUUUUCAGCCAGUUCUCAAAGUUGUGGAACCAAAGGGCAACCGUGAGGAGAAAAUGUUGAAUUAUGAAAUUGGUAUGACAAUCGGAAUACCUACGAAUGACUUUAACGAGAUGAAGGAUCUAGAAAUUGUGACAUUUCGUAGAAACAUAUUGGAUGUGUGUAAAGACAGUGUGGCCCUUCGUGAGGCGGCAGGCAAAGAGAGUCUUGCUUUGUACGCCUACCCUCCUAAUGUGGAAUCCACGUCAAACCUUCCCAAACAUCUGGAGGACAAACUCGCUUCAUAUGAUAACUUUGUGGUAGUGUGUAUAUGGGUGGUGGCAGACGAUGGAAACAGGACUAAGUUCAGUGUGAAAGUGUCUCACAAAGCCACACCUAUAACAGUGAUAGCAGAGACAAUUCGACGUCGUAGUCGAAUGAUGGGAAUUACAAAGGAACACGCUGAGCGGUGUAUUGAUGUGUACAGUACUGCGUACGCCCUCAAAGUGUGUGGAUCUGAUCAAUUCUUACUACAGGAGUUCCCCAUCAGUCAGUAUAAGUAUGUGCGAGAGUGUGUCGGGAUUGACAAGAUUCCCCAGUUUAUGUUGCUGACCAGAGAAGGAAUAUAUGCAUCUCUGCCUGACAAUUAUUUUACAAUGCCUUCAUAUGCACAGAGGGGACUCCAGGCAUUGCUAGACAUAAACAACAAACAGACCAUCAGUCUGUGGGAGAUCCAGGCCAACCUCCGUAUCCGGAUCUUAUGUGCCACUUAUGUGAAUGUUAAAGAAUCAUGCAAGAUAUUUGUGCGAGCUGGUGUGUUUCAUGGAACAGAGGCCUUGUGUGAACCUCAGGAUACAAAGCUUGUAGAGUCCAACAAUCCGCGAUGGAAUGAAUGGCUCGAGUUUCUGUACAUCCCAGAUAUCCCUCGUUCAGCCCGACUUUGUCUCUCCAUCUGUUGUGUGUCCAAACGCAAAAAUAGGAAGGUGAUCAGUUACCCCUUAGCCUGGGGUAAUCUACAGAUGUUUGACUUUAAUGAUCGCCUCCUGAACGAGAAAGUCAGUCUGAACCUGUGGGCCAUGCCACAGGGGAUGGAUGAUUCACUGAACCCCAUAGGGAUCCCAGGCUCCAACCCUGACAAGGAAACUCCCUGUAUAGAGGUCGAGUUUGACAAGUUCAGCUAUCCGGUGUCCUAUCCACAUGAGUCUCACUUUGAGGAGCUAGCACACAUGGCGUUGUCACGGGAGAGGAGAUCACAAUAUCUAGAAACUACACAGAGCAGAAAGAAGGAAGAAGAACUUGUUAAUGACAUCAUCAAACGUGAUCCUCUAUCAGAAAUAUACGACCAGGAGAAAGAAAUCUUGUGGAAAAGGAGGGAGUACUGCCUACAACACCCACACUCUCUCGCCAAACUCGUGUCUGCUACCAAGUGGAACGACCGGGAACAAGUCGCUCAGUUAUACAUGCUACUGCGGAAAUGGCCCCAGUUAAAACCAGAGGUAGCCCUGGAGCUUCUCGACUGUUCCUUCCCGGACCAACAGCUACGGAGAUUCGCCGUCACUUGUUUUGAAAUGGGACUCACAGAUGACAAACUACAGCAGUUCCUUCUACAACUUGUACAGGCAUUGAAGUUUGAGCCCUACCUGGACAGCCCUAUAGCCAGGUUCCUGUUGAAGAAAUCCCUUCUGAACCAGCGCAUAGGCCAAUACUUCUUCUGGCUACUCAAGUCAGAGAUGCAUCAGAGCAACAUCAGACUCCGGUUUGGUUUAAUAUUGGAGGCGUUCUGUCGCGGCUGUGGUCCCUAUCUCCGUAUGCUAUCACGCCAGGUUGAAGCUCUGGACAAACUCACAAAACUCACCGACAUGUUGAAGAGUGAUGUGCGCGAGGAUGAUCAUCUCCGCGUCCUCCAGGAACAUCUUCGACAGCCGGAUUACCAGGAGGCUCUCACUAGCUUCAUGUCUCCACUGAACAACAGUCAUCGCCUUGGAGAUAUCAACUUGGAUGACUGUCGUGUGAUGAAAUCUAAAAAGCGACCUCUGUGGAUUGUAUGGACCAACCCUGACUCACUGGCUGACGUCUGGUUCCCAAAUUACAAAAUUAUUUUUAAACACGGAGACGACCUACGACAAGAUAUGCUGACCCUACAGUUGUUGGGGGUGAUGGAUGUACUGUGGAAGGAUGCAGGCCUAGAUCUUCGGUUGAUUCCGUACGGCUGUGUGUCAACGGGAAAAGACGUAGGAGUGAUACAGGUAGUGAGGCAGGCGGAGACUCUGAUGGAGAUUCAGGGAAAAGGAGGCAUGAAGGGGGCCAUACAGAUCGACUCCAGCGCCCUACACAAGUGGAUCAGCAUGAAAAACAAGGACCGGUAUGACCAGGCUAUUGACACUUUUACCAGAUCUUGUGCUGGUUACUGUGUCGCAACCUUCAUUCUGGGAAUUGGUGACCGUCACUCGGAGAAUAUCAUGGUUACAGAAGAGGGACAGGUAUUUCAUAUUGACUUUGGACAUUUUCUCAACCAUAAGAAAAAGAAGUUUGGAAUAAACAGAGAAAGAGUUCCAUUUGUGUUGACAGAAGAUUUCAUGCGAGUCAUAACCAGAGACUCUGACAAAGCCCAGAAACAGGAAAGUUUCAAAAGGUUUGCCAAGAUGUGUGUUGAAGCGUAUCUCGUGUUACGACAGAACUCCCAUCUACUUAUCAACCUCUUUACCAUGAUGCUUUCCUGUGGUAUACCGGAGCUCCAAUCUCUGGAUGACAUCAGCUACCUCCGUAAAACCCUAGCUGUUGAGAAAUCUGAGCGGGACGCUGUGGAAUAUUUCUCUGGACAAUUUAACAUUGCUGUUGGUGAACAGUGGAAACAGAAAGUAGACUGGUUUUUCCACAAUGUCAAAAACAUGUGAUGAAAAAAAUUGAAAAAAAAAACAGAUACAGGCAGAUGUGAUUCAUAGAAUGUUGAAUAGGUGUGAGGAACAGAAUGUCGAAUAGAUGUGAGAAACAGAAUGUCAAAAAGGUGUGAGGAACAGAAUGUCGAAUAGGUGUGAGAAACAGAAUGUCAUAUAGGUGUGAGAAACAGAAUGUCAUAUAGGUGUGAGGAACAGAAUGUCAUAUAGGUGUGAGGAACAGAAUGUCAAAUAGGUGUGAGGAACAGAAUGUCAAAUAGGUGUGAGGAACAGAAUGUCAUAUAGGUGUGAGGAACAGAAUGUCAAAAAGGUGUGAGGAACAGAAUGUCGAAUAGGUGUGAGAAACAGAAUGUCAUAUAGGUGUGAGGAACAGAAUGUCAUAUAGGUGUGAGGAACAGAAUGUCAUAUAGGUGUGAGGAACAGAAUGUCAAAUAGGUGUGAGGAACAGAAUGUCAGAUGCCUGAUAAUUAGAGUGUGUUGUGCGACUGACAGAACAUCAGACUUGCAUGAUGAACAGAAUUUCUGACACUUCUAAACAUAUUGUCAGAUUAGCGAUGGGUAGAAUGUGAAAUGUAUGUCAAGAAUCAAAUGCAUUUAUGCGAGAUGAACCGAACAAGAUUUCUUUUCAAUGAACAUAACCUGUAUUAAACAGGAAGUCAUAGGAACCAAGUGGCAUAAGUGAAAAUUUGUUUGUGUUUAGAAAUCACUACAGAACUUUUAUUACAUUGUAUGACUAGUAGUUAACAAUUAGACAUAAUUGUAUUAAAACGAUUGUCACACUGACAGAUCAAACCUAUGUUGUGGUCUGAAUUUAUCCACAAGCUGUGUAUUUGUCUUGUAGGGAUGUACCAGCCCAAAAUAUAUAAAUCUACUUGCACUUUCCUCGUCAAGCCGAGGAGACUUUAGUGCCUGCCCUUAUUUAUUUUCACACUUUCAAGAACUGUUGAAGUCGGAAAUGGUGUAUCUGUAGCUUUGAUGAAAAUAUUAAUCUAUUAAAAUUUCCGAGUACAUUGUACAUGUACUUGAUACUGUAAUUUUUUGGGAACUGGAAGCCGAGACAAUUUUUGUCCAUUGUAUCAUUUAAUGUUAGGUUGAUAGUUUAUUGUUUGUAUAUUUUAUUCAGUUUAUUGUUUAUUUGUUUAUAUCCUGAAUUCAGUUGUAUGGUUUUGAAUCAUACCUUGAUAUUUUACUUUAAUAGGUAUGGAAGAGACAUAUUGAGUAGUAAACUGACUUUGGCGCCCACACAUUUUAGCAAAAAAUCAAAAUUAAUCAGGUCAGUGCAAUGCUGAUCUGACACACCCUCAAACAUGCUGUAGAGUCUGUUAUUCAGAAGCUACAGAAUAUGACUCAGCAGAAUAUUUUCAGCACCAUUAUCACUAAAAAGAUAUUUACUGCUAAAUUAUGUACGUUUACACUAUUCAAUAUUGCAAUAAUGUUACAGGAGUCAUUCUAGGUGUUUUUAGUUUGAAUUUAUUCAUGAUUCACGGGCUGAAUUAUAUUGAAUAGUGCAAUGUUUGAGAUAUAUUUUCGUAGUAGUUAGUUGAAUUAUGUUGUAUGAUUAAGUUAGAGUGUGUAUUAUGAGAUUAUACGGAGAGCAGUAUUGCUAUUGUUAAGCCAUUUCUGCAAUAACAGUAUUCAGUGACUAUGGCAACUGCCCUUGGCUAAAGGAGAUUUUGUUUGAACUCUGACCUUUUGGUUUGUAUAACAAGUACCCGGUAGAUCAAUAUUUAUAGUUGUGAUUUACCAUACAACCUUCGUGAAAUCCCUUGCUAUCAUUAUGAUGCUGCUGAAGAUGUUUGUUGUAAAUUGUAUGAAAUUCCUCAACUUGAAUCUAGCCUCACUGAUAUGGUUGCCUACACCCCUACUAGUCCUGAUGCCCCACUGACAAACUAUUGUAUCAUUUUGUCCCACUAUCAAAAACAGCUGUAUUUUAAUCCAUUUAUACUUUUUAUUUACUUUUCAAAUCACCAUACAUAAUAUUGAGUAAAAAAGACGAAGAUACCAUGCAUUCAUUUUACACAUACAAAAUAAGAUAUUCAAAUAUUUAAUUUAUUCAUUUUUUUUAAGGUUUUAUUUUACACCAAGUUACAAGUACAAAUCUGAGGAACCAUGAGGAACCAUUCAAAUAACAGCAACAUCACAUUUAUUUUUUUGGGACCAAAUUAGAUUUUAAAAUUGUAAUUAAAAUUGGGGCCAGUGUUUUUCUUCAUUUUUUAUUACUUUCAUUAAUGAAUAACAAAAUCAAUCUUAAGCAGCCAAUUAUAAAUUUUAUGGUUGUGUUAUUUACGUUUAUACAAUGAUCAAGGAAUUUAUGUUGUGAGACUAGUACUAAAAAUUCAGGAUAUUGUUUUCUUCGCCAAUUACCUUGCUUAUAAUUUUUGUUUCUUGUCAAUGCCUUGUUUUACAAAUAUUCCUAGUCCCUAGGACAAGUCUUGAAGCUAUAGAAUCUGUCUCAAUGUAUUGAAGACGGAUAUGGCAGUUGUUUAGACCACAACAGAAUGACAAAGUAUAAAUCCUUGUGUGUGUAAAAUAAGAUGCCUUGUCUGCAAGCUUGUUCUUUCAGGGCUAUAUUCAAGUCAGAAGUGGAUUUAUCUAUGUAUAUUUAUUGGAUUUAUCUGUAAAUUAUUUUGGAUUUAUCUGUAUAUAAUUUUGGAUUUAUCUAUAUAAAUUUGAUAUGCUGUAAUAACACAAAACCAUACCUAUGUUGUGAUGUUAAAGUCAUUCUGACGUCAAUAUAAUAUUUUUAAAUUCAUGGAAAAUUUAUUUUUUUCCUUAAUAAAUGAUAAUUUAAGGAUUGAGAAAAAGAAGUCUGUAGAGAAUAGUGACAUGUAAAACAGUAGAAGUACUUUAUGACAUCACAGAUCCCAAUGUAAAAUAAUAGAAUUGACUUUAUGAUAUCACAGAUCCCCAUGUAAAAUAAUAGAAUUGACUUUAUGAUAUCACAAAUCCCCAUGUAAAAUAAUAGAAUUGACUUUAUGACAUCACAGAGCCCUAUGAUUCAACAUAUGUCAUCUUGAUAUUAGGGAAAUUCUGUCUUUCACAAAGUACAAUGUAUAUACAAAAACAGAAAUGUAUAUAGGGUCUAGUAAGUAAUAUAUACUGUAUGGUCCAAUAUAGGUAAUUGAUCCCAACAAAAAGAGGUUUGCUGGAUGUUUAUUACUAGUAAAAGGUAAUUAAUGUAGUAAUAACGACAGUAUAGACAAGUAAAUUGUCAAAUUUUUGAGGCAAUUUCCCCUUUUUCAGGAAAAGUAGAUUACAAAUGAUCAAAUACGAAACAGUUUUAUACAUUUAGUAGAUAAACAAAGAACAAUGUAGUUAUGUUUGUGUUAAUGAUCUCUUCCUUAAUUUGUCCUUUUGUUAUUAAUUAGAAAUUAUCUAAGGUAGUAUACAGAUGGUAUAAAAGGUUUGAUAAUUAAGUAACGGCGCAAGAUAAAACAGUUGUGAUGGCAGCACAAUUAUAAUGUUACAUAUUAAACCUUUUUAUCAGGAUAUUUAUUUAUAUCGAUCUGUACACCACCUAAUAUGUUUUCUAAUAAGUAACAAUAGGUGAUCGUUUGUAAUUCAAUUAUGUCUUUAUAAAGGAACUGAUUGCCUCUUAUAUUGGACAGUUUUCUUGCCUGUACUGUCAUUAUUACUACAUGACCAAUUUUAUAUAUAUAUAUAUUGUAUAUAUAGGAAAACAAAUAAUAGUGUCCUCGUGGAAGGAAAAUAUAUUGUAAAUACUAAAAACUGACAUGCUCAAAUUAAUGCUUUUGCUUCAUCAUGAUCUCCGAGUCUGAAGAGCUCCCAUGAUGGAGCGAAAACGUUAAUUUGUGUCUGUGUUGGUUUUUACUAUAUAUAUAUAUAAAAGGUUGUUUAAAGAAAACACAUGUACAGAGCUUUAUUAACCAACAGUACACAUGUAAUUCCUAUCCCCUUAUUAAACCAUACUGUACUGGGAGCUCCCUGUCAGAUUUAUAAGAGGUUGCUGUCAACACCAGGUAAUCCUACAUGGUCCUGGUUUGACAUGGUUGUCACUGUUUCCUGUUAAAAACACACUGUAUGUACGAAGUAUUUAUUGUCAAUUAGUAUUGUUAAUGGUAUAUAAGUUUUACUGAAUGGUUGUGACUGUUUAUACAGAGUGCGAGGUUGUAACAUAGCCACAACAUACAUACAGUUAAUAUUAUUUUACAUUGAGUGUUACAAUAUAUGUACCUACUUGUACAGUUAGAUCUGGGAUCACGUUUAUUUCAUAAGUGAUUGACAGAUGAAAUAAAGUGAAACAAAUCUAGUUUUCAUUUUAGUCAGAUUUGUCAAGUUAAACAAGAAUAUUUUGGACAAUUAUGAUAAUCUCAAAGUAUAAAAACAAAUCCAAGCACCUGUUAUACAUUAAAUUACCCACUGCCAGUGACAUCACUCUCUAUAUAUUUAUUGUCUUAAAUGAAACAUUGUUAUAUUAUGAUUAAGACAGUCCUUGGUUCAGGGGCCUCAUUGAACAUUAUUACAUGUCAUGAUACAAACAAUAGUUGGUUGUUAUGUGAUGUUUUCUUUGUUGUUUGUAAAAGAAACAUACUCCCUACAUCACAGGACCAAUACAUUUGCAUAUUUAUGUGUAAUUAAAAAACAAGAUAUGUUUUAUUUGCAAGUAAUUACAUUUUUUGUCCUUUUCUAUACAGAACAUGUUUCUGAAAGAAUGAUGAAGGUUGUAAAGGUUAUGGCUGAUUGUGAAAAAAAAUGAAUAAUAAUAUUUUUGUGAAAAUAUAAAUCACAGAUUUUUUGUAUAGCAUGAUGAUGAUUCAUGUGCACAAAAUAAAUGAAUAAAAAUAUAAAAUUA
Molecule: messenger RNA, 8178 nt
Organism: Pecten maximus
Lineage: Eukaryota; Metazoa; Mollusca; Bivalvia; Pectinida; Pectinidae
Product: phosphatidylinositol 4,5-bisphosphate 3-kinase catalytic subunit alpha isoform-like
Exons: 22
Coding region: 222-3365 (1047 amino acids)
Biological process (GO): cell migration; phosphatidylinositol-3-phosphate biosynthetic process; phosphatidylinositol-mediated signaling
Cellular component (GO): plasma membrane; cytoplasm; phosphatidylinositol 3-kinase complex
Molecular function (GO): 1-phosphatidylinositol-3-kinase activity; 1-phosphatidylinositol-4-phosphate 3-kinase activity
Source: RefSeq, a predicted model, not a curated record